CAUGGCAAGCAGCAUGUUGUGCGUUUUAAGAUUUUAAAAAAUACUGGUUACAUCAGUUAUAUAUAAACAGAUAAAUGAAUUUCUUGCAAGACUGAUAACUCAUUUCUAGAAUAUUAGUUUAGGUGAAAUAAUCUCACCAAAGAAUAGACUAGAGCAAGAGUUUUGAAGAAGAUUGGAAAGGCAAUUGACGGGGAGAGAGACAGAGAAGUCAGUGACUAGGAAACACUUUCAUUGAAACAGAACAGUGAGAGGCGAAGAACAGGAAUGUAAGGGUGAAUAUUGUAGUGAAGUCAAAGGGUGAAUUUUAUAGAAUAUAGGAAUAAUGGCUGAGGAAAAGGGAUGGGUGGGUAUGUGAAGAAAGGACAUUGUUUUAUUUUUUCUGUUUAUGAGGGUAAUGAGUAAAUAAAUAUGUGGGUAAAUUCCUGGAUGAGGAAAAGGGAUGGUUAGGGUAUGUAAAGAAAGGCCAAUUUUUUCUUUUUCUUUUUAUGAGGGUAAUGAAUAUGUAAAAUGAGUAAAUUCCUGACGAAUUAAAGAUAUUCAGUAGUAACACAACAAAAAUAGCCAACGAAAGUAUAGAAAGCGAGGGAAUAGAGAUAACCAAAUAAAGUCAGAACAUACAAAAGAAAGACGGCAACACACACAACGAAAAGGUAAGUCCCCAAAGACAGGCUAGGAACCACAGCACCACGGUAGGUCCAACAACCACACCAUAACCUCAUCCUCCCUUAAACAAAAGAAAAACAAAAAAAAAUAAUAAUAAUAAUCCCACCCCCUAUGUCAACCCACCUGACUCAUAACCCACGUUCGCCUGACUCAUAACCCAUGUACCCACUCGAGCCACAACCCACUCUCUAACUCUCCUUCCCUCUGUGUGUCCGUCUAGGGGAGGCCCUGAUGUGCUGGGACUGUAACAGCGCCCUGGACCCACGGUGCGGAGAGUUCAACUUCGACAAACACACGCUGGACACUGUCAACUGCUCUCACGUCUACAAUGAGUAUCUCAGGAAAAAGGAACCUCUCUACUGCAGGAAAAUAGUCCAGACAAUUCAGGACACCGUGCGCACCGUGCGAGGCUGCGGCUGGCUCGAGGAGACGAAGGCCGACGUCGGGGGCUGCUACGUCAGGACCGGCACGAAGGACGUCAUGGUGAAGUACUGCCACUGCCAGGGCGACGAGUGCAACGGCGGCGCCUCCCUCGUGGCCUCCUUGGGACUGGCCACAGGACUCCUGGCCUUAACCAAGCUCUUCUAGUCGCGCCAGAACCACUUAGUGCGUUGGGAAACCAGUUCGCUCGGCGCUUUUAUGCUACAUUUAAAACACACCAAAGUCAAACACUCGAAUUCGGCCCCGGUAGUAAACAGCUUCGAAAUUGAUCGACAUCGUGUUUUUUUAUGGGUUGUGAUGAUGCCUAUUGCUGAGGAUGUAAAUAAACUUUAGCAGUAACACGAAAAUGAUACUGUGGAACUCAAGAAUAAUAACUAUAAGAGCAUAAUUUUUCAGGAAUUAUUGACUAGUAUGUCCUUGGCGUCUCGUUGCGCCACGACCGAGAAUCUCAUUUGUUGUUAGCGCUCUUAGCGUUAGCGCCUCGUGUACUGUUCCAACUUUGAACAACCACCACUGUGUACUGUACUCAUAUUGAACGGCCUCCCUUGUGUAUUGUAACAACAUCAAAGAAUUUACAUGUCAUGAAUUGUUUUGUGAAGAAGAAACAAAAAGGUUACUCGGAAAAGCCUCCUCUGCCUUACACAGAGAGUGGAUGAAGCAGGAUUGCUGUAGAGUUCCACACUGCCUUUCGCACCUGUUAAACAAACUCCAGACACUGUUUUAUCAUUUGUCCCUUGAUGCUGCUGGAGACAGUGGUCUGAACCGUCACUGGUCAGAGCCGAUCAGCCCAAAUUAACUGACAAUGCACCAUUUGCUAACCAUGAACUCCCCGAAAGCACAAGAUGCAAACGACCCCUCCAGGGUUUAGACCUAUUUCUCUCCAGUAAUGUUGAUUUUCCAUUCACCGAUGAAUCAGGGGAAGGCAGCUCGAACUCAGAAUCCAUUUUCACUUUCCGGAUUUAUAAAUAUUCAAAGCACUUUCCAGAGGGAAUCGUGGGGACGAACUACCUCCUUCUGAUUCACCACGAGAAUGUUUGCUUGGGUUCCGUGCACACGCUCGGAAUUUGCAUUCUCACUAUCUUAGUGCAAAUGACAGAAAUACUCACAAGUGUAGCAUAAUGUGUACAUAGAUAAGCAGUUUUAAUGCUCUCUCUUCUGCUUGUCAGUGGAAAACUUUGCCUUGUAAAAAUGCAAGUUCAAAUUGUGCUUAGUGAUGUAGAGAUGAUGAGUCUGUAAAUGAAAUAACUUUUGUCCAAUAAAUGAACACUAUUGGAA
This is a messenger RNA of Penaeus vannamei (Pacific white shrimp), 2379 nucleotides long. The record is from RefSeq and is a predicted model, not a curated record. NCBI's taxonomy places the organism in Eukaryota, Metazoa, Arthropoda, Malacostraca, Decapoda, Penaeidae.